Lachancea sp. 'fantastica' is the source of this 1488-nucleotide messenger RNA. The record is from the annotation of a GenBank genome assembly. NCBI's taxonomy places the organism in Eukaryota, Fungi, Ascomycota, Saccharomycetes, Saccharomycetales, Saccharomycetaceae.
AUGGUUCUCCCCAGAUUGUACGCUGCGAGACGUGCUGGUGUGUCAGCCGUCAGAGCUCUCGCAACCCAGGCUUCUGCCGCGGGUAAGGUGCGCGCCGUUAUCGGUGCCAUUGUUGACGUUCAGUUCGAACAGGGCAACUUGCCUGAAAUUCUCAAUGCUUUGGAAAUUGAGACCAAACAGGGCAAGCUUGUGUUGGAAGUUUCCCAACAUUUGGGUGAAAACACUGUGAGAACGAUCGCUAUGGACGGUACCGAAGGUCUCGUGCGUGGUGAAAAAGUGCUCGACACCGGUGCACCAAUUUCCGUGCCAGUUGGUAGAGAAACACUAGGUCGUAUCAUUAACGUUGUUGGUGAGCCUAUCGAUGAGCGUGGUCCUAUCGUGACCAAGCACAAGAAGCCUAUCCACGCCGAGCCUCCUCUUUUCGUCGAGCAAUCGACUGCUGCCGAAGUUUUGGAAACCGGUAUCAAGGUUGUGGACUUGUUGGCUCCAUACGCCCGUGGUGGUAAGAUUGGUUUGUUCGGUGGUGCCGGUGUCGGUAAGACUGUGUUUAUCCAAGAACUGAUUAACAAUAUUGCCAAGGCCCACGGUGGUUUCUCCGUGUUCACUGGUGUCGGUGAAAGAACCAGAGAAGGUAACGAUUUGUACCGUGAAAUGCGUGAAACCGGUGUCAUCAACCUCGAAGGUGAGUCCAAGGUGGCCCUAGUGUUCGGUCAAAUGAACGAACCUCCUGGAGCUCGUGCCCGUGUCGCUUUGACCGGUUUGACCAUUGCCGAAUAUUUCAGAGACGAAGAAGGCCAAGAUGUGUUGCUCUUCAUCGACAACAUUUUCAGAUUCACCCAGGCCGGUUCCGAAGUGUCUGCUUUGCUAGGUCGUAUUCCAUCUGCUGUCGGUUACCAACCUACUUUGGCCACCGAUAUGGGUCUCUUGCAAGAAAGAAUUACCACCACCAAGAAGGGUUCCGUCACUUCGGUCCAAGCCGUUUACGUGCCAGCCGAUGAUUUGACUGAUCCUGCUCCAGCCACCACUUUCGCCCAUUUGGACGCUACCACUGUGUUGUCCAGAGGUAUCUCUGAAUUGGGUAUCUACCCAGCCGUCGAUCCAUUGGACUCCAAGUCCAGACUUUUGGACGCUGCCGUUGUUGGUCAAGAACAUUACGACGUUGCUUCCAACGUUCAAAUGACUUUGCAAGCCUACAAAUCUUUGCAAGAUAUCAUUGCCAUUUUGGGUAUGGAUGAAUUGUCCGAACAAGACAAGUUGACCGUCGAAAGAGCCCGUAAGAUUCAAAGAUUCUUGUCGCAGCCUUUCGCCGUCGCCGAAGUCUUUACCGGUAUCCCAGGUAGAUUGGUCAGAUUGAAGGACACUGUUGCCUCUUUCAAGGCCGUUUUGGACGGUAAGUACGACCACUUGCCAGAAAACGCUUUCUACAUGGUUGGUGGUAUCGAAGACGUUGUCGCCAAGGCCGAAAAGUUGGCUUCCGAGGCUAAUUAA